Molecule: messenger RNA, 801 nt
Organism: Hirsutella rhossiliensis
Lineage: Eukaryota; Fungi; Ascomycota; Sordariomycetes; Hypocreales; Ophiocordycipitaceae
Exons: 2
Coding region: 1-801 (266 amino acids)
Source: RefSeq, a predicted model, not a curated record
AUGGGCGUCUUCUCCCAUUCACCGCGCCUGAUGGCCAGGCGGCGGCCGAGGCCGGACCCCGCGCCCGAGACAAUGCACUGCGGGAGCGCGCCCACCACCCCGCAACAGCCGUUGCACCGCCAGUUUCACCUCUUUUCCCUGCUUCCCCCGGAACUGCGCCUCAGAAUAUGGAAUCUCAACCUCCCGUCUUGUCGCCUUGUUCCUCUGCACUGCGACACCGCCUCCCCGUCAUUGUAUGAAAACUCGGCGCCUUCUUCGCAUUGCGCCACGGGCUGCACUUCCAACGCCCCGGUCCCUGUCAAUCUUCACGUCUGCGCCGAGUCGCGCGCCGAGGCCUUUAAGAGCUACAGCCGCGCCUUCGGCUUUGCGCGCGGGCCCGGCCACGUCAUCUUCAACCCGGACAGCGACAUCCUUUUGUUCGGCCCGCGCAAGGGCUACAUGGCUGCCGGUUCGCAAUUCCAUACUUGCAUGUCCAUGUGCGAUCAGGCAGAGCUCGCGCGUGUGCGCCGGGUUGCUAUUAGCGAUGGCAUCUUCUGGAUCGACGGCACCUACAGGUCAAUGACGGCCGCGAGCCCGACCGUCGAGGUCAUCAAGCAGCUUGCGGCGCGGAUGCACUCUCUGGAGCGCAUCAUCUUUGUCCCUCGAGAGGAGGACGAGACCGGCGACUUGGCCGUGGCCAUGGAGCGCAUGGCUCGUCAGAUUCAGAUGGCCCUAGCCACCGUCUGCCAACAGGUCCCUCUCUGGAGGCCGCCCCCAUGGGACAUCGUCUCGACGAGCUCGCUGUCGACAAUGGGCGAUUGA